Messenger RNA from Rhagoletis pomonella (apple maggot), 1023 nucleotides. RefSeq lists its product as uncharacterized. NCBI's taxonomy places the organism in Eukaryota, Metazoa, Arthropoda, Insecta, Diptera, Tephritidae. Gene Ontology annotation, cellular component: stress fiber; filamentous actin; adherens junction. Gene Ontology annotation, molecular function: actin binding; muscle alpha-actinin binding. The record is from RefSeq and is a predicted model, not a curated record. Gene Ontology annotation, biological process: muscle structure development; actin cytoskeleton organization.
UGUCGGUCGAAUUGAAGGUGAGUCGUCCGUCCGGUCGAUUCUUUGGCCAGUCGUUGGCAAAAUGAGCACAUCGUAUCAACGUCCUGCAUUUUGGCGCGUGCCGGACUAUAUAAAAGACGGCGAAAUUUUCGAUCGCUAUGUCGGUGGUCGCAGGAAAAGUUCGCUUAUCACAAGUACCAGUCGCCGUAAUAGUACCAAAAAGCACGUACACUUCAUAGAUGAUCCAGCUGAGGUGAACUCAACGCCGUUAUCACCACCAGCUUCGCCCGAGGUUCAAGUAGGAAGCCCUGCUUACGGGGAAGUGCUACGUGGCGAUAUAAUAGCCAAGGUACGUGAUUAUGAUGCCCGCGAUUUGAACCACGCCGACGCUGAGACGCUUUUCCGCAACGCCGGCAAUGAAAUCAAAAUCGUCGUGCAUCGUGACAGUAAAAUCGCAUACACACAAGGACUCGGCGCCGAACCGUACGGAACUGGUCUCGGCUCAUCACCAGUUAAUAGCAACAGCCCAGACUUAUCCAAUGCCAAUGUGCCACACAGAGGACCUUCACCAUUUUUGCCAGGACCCGGUCAUUAUGAACGUGCUCUACAAUUACCUGUUGAUUCGUUGCCGCAAACAGUAUUUCCAAAACUGAACGCAUCUGGCGGCUAUGUGGCACCGCGCGAGAGCGGAUGCUUCAGUCCCAUGCCGACGCGCGAUCACCAACAGGAUGUAGCCGAGGAACAAGCGGCCAUUGUGAAUCAACCAUACCGAACAACUCCACUGGUUCUGCCUGGUGCUAAAGUCAAGAAGGAUGCUCCAACCACAGAAUCAUACUUGAGGUAUCACCCGAAUCCGGCUGUGCGCGCUCAUCCCGGCCACGACUUCCAUGACAGCGUGAUGAAGCAACGCGUCGCCGACACCAUGUUGCACAAAGUAGUUGGCCAGGAUGCCGAUACUGGCAGGGUAUUCCACAAACAAUUCAACUCUCCCAUUGGCCUGUAUUCAGACAGCAACAUCGAGAACACCAUCAGACAAACAGUUCC